This is a messenger RNA of Lytechinus variegatus (green sea urchin), 1415 nucleotides long. Its product is annotated as ureidoglycolate dehydrogenase (NAD(+))-like. The coding region runs from base 101 to 1180 and encodes 359 amino acids. The record is from RefSeq and is a predicted model, not a curated record. NCBI's taxonomy places the organism in Eukaryota, Metazoa, Echinodermata, Echinoidea, Temnopleuroida, Toxopneustidae. The transcript is spliced from 9 exons. Gene Ontology annotation, molecular function: oxidoreductase activity.
UGCGCUAUUUUGCUUUCCACCAUACAUAUACGACGUUCCCCUAACAACUGUAGCAAAUCGUAAACGUUCUGUCAUGGCAGCAUAACAGUGUAAUAGUAAAAUGGAAGACAGGGUGUUUUUAAGUUUUGACAAUGUCAGAAAGUUCAUCAAGGAUGCUAUAGUGUUAUCUGGAUUGAAGGCUAGCCAUGGUGAAUUACAAGCUGAAGUACUUCUGGAUGCCGACUGCAGAGGCAAGGCCUCUCAUGGUCUUUCAUUAUUACAGAUAAUUUUAGCAAAUAUCUCCGAGGGCACGUUGGUGGACUCUGAACCCGUUAUUCUGAACGAGACUGAAGGGUCAGCAUGGAUAGAUGGACAGGGGUGCCUAGGGGCCGUCGUAGGUAACUUCGCGAUGAAGAAAGCCAUCGAGAAAGCAUCUAAAAAUGGUAUAGGAUGGGUCACGGCGAAAGGUUCAUACCAUCUUGGAGCCUUAGGAUGGUACUGUAUGAAAGCAGUGAAAGAAGGUAUGAUCGGCCUGUGUAUUUCCAACACAUAUCCCGGCACUGCAGCGACUGGCUCUAAACAGCGAGUUUUGGGAACCAACCCGAUUUGUCUGGCAGCAGCGGGUCUGAACGGAGACUACCUACUCUUUGAUUCUGCGCUAACAGUAUCCGCGAUGAGGAAGGUUAUGGAAAAGACUAAGGAUGGAGACGGUACAAUCCCCGAGGGUUGGGGAGUUGACCAAGACGGUAAAUCAACUACAGAUGGCGCUAGUAUCCUGAACAAUGGAGCUCUCUUGCCUAUUGGAGGAAUUAGUACUGCUACAGGUGGUCACAAAGGUUUUGGUCUUAUUCUAUUAGUCGAAGUUCUAACGAGUGUUCUAGCUGGUUCGGCCUUUCCUACAGACAUGGGAUGGAGAAAUGAGUCUGGGGUGAAUGUUGGCAAAGAUUUUGGCCAGACGUUCAUUGCUAUAGACCCACAUCAUUUUGGUGGAGGAUUCGCCGAGAGACUGCAAAAUCUACUGGAUUAUAUCCGCAACGCAGAACCUGUGGAUGAAUCCAAUCCUGUGCUGAUACCCGGCGAUAGAGGGCGACAUAUCUCCCAACAGGCAGAGAAGGAGAAAGGUUUAUGGUAUCCAAAACAUCUUAUUCAUCAAAUGAAUAAUCGAAUGAAGAAACUUGGUGGCGAAUACCAGCUACAAUGACACCUAUGGUAUCUUCAACUAUCAACACCAUCAGCAAACACAAAUCUCACAUCAAUGAACUUUUCCUCAUCGUGCGAGGUCAAAGGCAAAGUGACCUUUAUUGCUCACCUUUGACCUCCGAGUAUUCAUGCUUCAAGCAUAUUAUCUUUGAGAUUAUUGGUAUUCAAACCUCUUGGUUUCUGCCGAGUGUACAUUUACGUCUCGGGAUUGCAUCACCAUUUUCCUAACACUCGGG